Molecule: messenger RNA, 366 nt
Organism: Penicillium taxi
Lineage: Eukaryota; Fungi; Ascomycota; Eurotiomycetes; Eurotiales; Aspergillaceae
Exons: 2
Coding region: 1-366 (121 amino acids)
Source: RefSeq, a predicted model, not a curated record
AUGGCUAGGUGGACGAUGUUGGCUUUAUGGCUAAAGGCGAUAGCGAACGCGAGACCAUUAGGAAACUUAGAGUGGUAUGCUAUAAAUCCGAUUAAUAGGCCGAGAAACAUAUAUCUGUCUUUAACCCGAAGAAAUACGCACUUAUAUACUUUGAUAUACCAUGAUAGCGAUAAGGACGGCCGAGCGAUACCUAGGCUACUGGCUAGAUCUGGGUCUGGAAUUCCACUAUUACUGCGAGAAAGCCGUGGCCAAGGCGAGCGUCUCCCUCUAAGUACUCCGAAGCUUAGCGGGGUUAAUGUGGGGAGCCUCGCUCUAUAUAAUGCGAAGGAUCUACUAAGCGGUCAUCAUUCCACAGAUACUCUUUAG